CCACGGCUGCCGCCCGGGUUCAGGUUUCAUCCGACGGAUGAGGAGCUGGUGGUUCACUACCUGAAGAAGAAAGCCGCCUCCGCCCCUUUGCCCGUUGCUAUCAUAGCUGAGGUUGAUCUCUACAAAUAUGAUCCAUGGGAACUUCCAAGCAAGGCUAGUUUUGGCGAGCAGGAGUGGUAUUUCUUCAGCCCGAGAGAGCGGAAGUACCCUAACGGCGAACGGCCUAAUCGUGCCGCAACGUCGGGAUACUGGAAGGCCACUGGCACCGAUAAGCCUAUCCUGACGGCGAAUGGCACUCAAAAGAUCGGGGUGAAAAAGGCCCUGGUUUUUUACGGCGGGAAGCCACCAAAGGGCAUCAAAUCCAACUGGAUCAUGCAUGAAUAUCGACUCGUUGACAAGAACUCCAGUGCUAAUAAACCCCCUGGAAUAUCUCUCACCAAGAAAGGCUCUUUACAGCUUGAUGAUUGGGUUUUAUGCCGGAUUUUCAAAAAAGGCAAUCCGAGCAGUCGACCGAUCGAAAUGGAUGAUUCCAUGGAAGAAAUGCCCGUUUCCAUGCCGACUUUAUCGAUGGACGUCGGGUAUCAGAGUUCCUUUCCGGGGCCUGGAAAACCCUCCAGCCAUCACGAUUCCAGGGUUUUGACGUUCGAAGAUGAUCACGGGAAUAAUUUCUUUUCCGGGAUGCUCCCUGGAAGUGGAUCAGCAAUUCCUAGCAACAUCCCGAUCUCUAUAUCUCCAUUAGCAUCUUCAAGUUCAUCAAAAUCCGACUUUCCCAGGAAUAUAUCGUCAUCGUCAUCACAGUAUUGGAGUCCAGUGCCUAUAAAUGGAACAUCAAUGCUCACUUCAGAAGCCAAUGAUGAUUACAAAAACCCUAGCAGCAAUCCAGCUCAUGAUCAUCAUCAUGACAGGAACAUCUCCUUCAUUUCCUUGCUGAAUCAGCAAUACCCCCAAGCAUUCCACCAAAACUCACAGCUGCAGGUUAAUUCUCCAGAGGAAGGGCUCCUGCAUCAUCAAUCAUACCAAUUUCCCACUUCCCACCUUCAAUAAACAGCAAAAUUCGACACCCAUACGAAUAUUAAUUAAUCCCAGGUGACGUAUAUAUACACAUACUCGCAUAUAUACUAUUUUUUGGCAAUUAAUCUGAUAUGUACAAAGCCAUUCAAAUUCUCAUGAAUUAGUUGUUAUUGAGAUAAUUAUGUACAUAAUUAAGGACAAACAGGGUUUGGUUCCUACUCGUAUUCUUGCAGUAAUACUGGUUUUGAACUUAAUCUACUUGCUGAAUCCUCCUAUCCAAUCAUAGCAUAAACAAAUUUGUAUUUAUUAUAUUGUAAUUUCCACGUCGACAUCGUUGAUAUGAAUUUGUAUGUAUAUAUAUGUUACCAUA
Messenger RNA from Sesamum indicum (sesame), 1381 nucleotides. Its product is annotated as NAC transcription factor 25. NCBI's taxonomy places the organism in Eukaryota, Viridiplantae, Streptophyta, Magnoliopsida, Lamiales, Pedaliaceae. Gene Ontology annotation, molecular function: DNA binding. Gene Ontology annotation, biological process: regulation of DNA-templated transcription; system development. The record is from RefSeq and is a predicted model, not a curated record.